Messenger RNA from Papaver somniferum (opium poppy), 916 nucleotides. RefSeq names its product 50S ribosomal protein L11, chloroplastic-like. Gene Ontology annotation, cellular component: large ribosomal subunit; ribosome. Bases 72 to 734 code for a protein of 220 amino acids. Gene Ontology annotation, biological process: translation. The transcript is spliced from 4 exons. Gene Ontology annotation, molecular function: large ribosomal subunit rRNA binding; structural constituent of ribosome. Lineage: Eukaryota; Viridiplantae; Streptophyta; Magnoliopsida; Ranunculales; Papaveraceae. The record is from RefSeq and is a predicted model, not a curated record.
GUUGCGAAGAACUUUAUCCCUUAUCUCUGUUUCUUUCCUCUAUUCUCUGGUGUUUUGUGUCUACCUCUCCAAUGGCUUCCCUCUCUUGUCAUCUCUCUCUAUCUCAAUCUCCAUCUUCAAACAAUGUCAAACUCUCUUCUUCUCUCUUCUCAUUUUCGUGUACUAAUUUAUCUUCAAAUGCCAAUUUCUCUCGUCAAUUUCUUAACAAAAAACAAUCAUCUCUUUCGGCUGCUCCAAGGUCCCUCACUAUAAAAUCCAUGGCACCUCCUAAAGGAAAAGCAAAGAAAGUAAUUGGAGUGAUUAAGCUCGCUCUAGAAGCUGGAAAGGCUACACCUGCACCACCUGUCGGGCCAGCCCUCGGUUCCAAGGGUGUCAACAUUAUGGCCUUCUGUAAGGAUUACAACGCAAGGACAGCAGACAAAGCUGGCUAUGUUAUUCCUGUUGAGAUUACGGUUUUUGAUGACAAAAGUUUUACCUUUAUCCUCAAGACUCCGCCUGCUUCUGUUCUGUUACUAAAGGCUGCAGGAGUGGAGAAAGGAUCAAAAGAUCCACAAUUAGAAAAAGUUGGGAAAGUCACGGUCGACCAACUACGUGCAAUUGCAACUGAAAAACUACCAGAUUUGAACUGUACAACUAUUGACUCAGCAAUGAGAAUUAUAGCAGGAACUGCUGCUAAUAUGGGGAUUGACGUCGACCCUCCUAUUCUUGAAAAGAAAAAGAAGGUACUUGUAUAACCUCGAGUUAGAAUUUGUCAUUUGCUUUUUCCUUUCUAUUCACUGUAGUUUGAUUUCUAAAUUUUUUUCGAGCUUGUAUUAUGAAUCUUUCAAUUGGAAGUAAUGAAAAAUGUAACCUUUUUGUGUAAUAACCCUUGUACAUGGUUGAAAACUUCAUAUCCAGAAUCCAGUUUCUUCUUAGA